GCCUUCCCACGCCCGCAGCCGCCGCCGCCGCCGCCGGGCCCGCACGCGCCGGCCGGAGCCACCCGCGCCCCCCCCCGGCGGGGCGGGGGGGCCAUGGAGCACCGGGCCCGGUGAACGAGCGAGGAGGAGGAGCCCGGGGGGAGCGACAGGAGCCAGGUCACCCACCUACCCAUGGCCCCCCCUCCCCGUCCCCUCCCCAUCCCCCGGUCACCGCGGGGGGGGGGACCCCAAGGGCUGCUGACCACCGGGACCACCCUGCUGACCAUUGUGACCACCGUGCUGACCACUGCGACCACCGUGGCCAUCAUCCCCCUGCUCACCACUGCGACCACCCUGCUGCUGACCACCGGGACCACCCUGCUGACCACCGGGACCACCCUGCUGACCACUGCCAUCACCGUGCUGACCACCGGAAUCCCCUGGCUCACCGCUGGUAUCCCCCUGCUGCUGACCACUACGACCACCCUGCUGACCACCAGAAUCCCCCGGCUGACCACCGGCAUUUCCCGACUGACCACCGGCAUCCCCCGGCUGCCCACCACGACCACCAUCCCCCUGCUGACCCUCACCCUGCUGACCACCGCCGCCGCCCCCGUGUCCGCCUGCCCCGCCGUUUGCCGCUGCUCCGGCGGCCGCGUUUACUGCAACGACCGCGGGCUGACGGCCGUGCCCGAGGGGCUCCCUCCCGGUGCCACCACGCUGUUCCUGCAGAACAACCGCAUCGGCGACGCGGGCAUCCCGGCUCGCCUGGGCCGGCUGCCGGCGCUGCGGGUGCUUUACCUGUACGCCAACGCCCUGGAGCAGCUGCCGGCCCACCUGCCGCCGGCUCUGCGGGAGCUGCACCUGCAGGAGAACAACGUGCGCGGCCUCUGCCGCCGGGCGCUGGCCCGGGCGCCGCUGCUCGAGCGGCUGCACCUGGAUGACAACUCGGUGUCGGCCGCCGGGAUCGAGGAGGACGCGUUCGCCGAGAACCGCCGGCUGCGCCUCCUCUUCCUCUCUCGGAACCACCUGAGCAGCGUCCCCGCGGGGCUGCCGCCGGCGCUGGAGGAGCUGCGGCUGGAUGACAACCGCAUCCACACCAUCCCGCUGCGGGCUUUCGAGGGGCUGCCGGCGCUGCGGCGCCUGGUGCUGGACGGGAACCUGCUGGCGAACCAGCGCAUGGCCGACGACACCUUCAGCCGCCUGGGGAACCUCAGCGAGCUCUCGCUGGGUCGCAACGCGCUGGCGGCGCCCCCGGCCAACCUGCCCCGGGCUCGGCUCCGCCGCCUCUCGCUGGCCGCCAACGCCAUCAGCCACGUCCCGGCCGGAGCUCUGGCCAGGAUGAGGGCGCUGGAGAGGUUGGAUCUGUCGGACAACAACCUGACCACGCUGCCCAGGGGGCUCUUCGACGAUCUGGGCAGCCUGAGCCACCUGGGGCUGCGCAACAACCCCUGGUUCUGCGGCUGCAACCUGGCCUGGCUGCGGGACUGGCUGCGGCGCCGCGCCCCGCCGCGCCUCGAGGUGCGGGGGCUGCUGUGCCAGGCACCGGCCCGGUUGCGGGGGCUGCCGGUGGGAGAGCUCCGGGGGGAGAUGGACGCUUGCGAGAGCCCGGGAGGAGCGGGGGGAACGGGCGCGGGGACGUCGCCCGGCGUUUCCUCCGCCGGUGUUUCCUCCCCCGCCGCACCGGGAGGAGCGGCCGCCGCCUCGCCGGGGCUCUGGGUGCAGGCGGCUCCCGGCGGGGCCCUGCGGGUCCGGUGGCCACCGGCGCCUCCCGGGGCGUCGCUGAGGCUCAGCUGGCUGCGGCCCGGGGGGGGAGCCGUGACCGAGACCUUGGUGCGGGGCGAGCGCGGUGAGUACGUGGUGCGGGCGCUGCAGCCCCGAGCCCCGUACCGGGUGUGCCUCGCCGCUCUGGAGCCCCCCGCCGCUCCCCCGCUCUGCGCACAAGCCCGGGCCGGUGCCGGGGACCCCUCCCAAAGCGGUGCGGCCCCCCCGAGCCACGAUGGGGACGCGACCCCCGCGCUGCUGCCCCCGGCCGCGGCUCUGGGGGCGGCGGCGGCGGCGGCGGCCGGGGUGGUGCUGGGGGUGCUGGGGGGGUGCUGGAGGAAGAGGAGGAGGAGGAGGAGGAGGAUGGGGCUGGGGGCGCCGCCGUUGCCGCCCCCCAAAGGUGGCGGCGGGGGGGGGGCGCGGUUGGCGCUGCGGCCGCUGCGGGCCCCGGACGAGGGCGGGAUCCGCACCGUGUUCCCCCCCCCGCCGCCGCCGCCGCCGCCGCCGCCGCUGCCCCCCCCCGGCGUGCGCGGUUACCGGGGGGGGCCGGUGCCGCAUGGGGGGGGGAGCGGGGGGGGGUCCUGA
This is a messenger RNA of Zonotrichia leucophrys gambelii, 2328 nucleotides long. RefSeq names its product leucine-rich repeat transmembrane protein FLRT1-like. The coding region runs from base 172 to 2328 and encodes 718 amino acids. Gene Ontology annotation, molecular function: protein binding. The record is from RefSeq and is a predicted model, not a curated record. NCBI's taxonomy places the organism in Eukaryota, Metazoa, Chordata, Aves, Passeriformes, Passerellidae. The transcript is spliced from 3 exons.